This is a messenger RNA of Phoenix dactylifera (date palm), 915 nucleotides long. The record is from RefSeq and is a predicted model, not a curated record. Lineage: Eukaryota; Viridiplantae; Streptophyta; Magnoliopsida; Arecales; Arecaceae.
AUGGGGAUUCAUCCCCAAUGUCUGGUGUGUCAGAUAGAGGAGUCGCUGGACCAUGCUAUAUUUCAGUGCUACCGGGCUGUGGAGGUCUGGAGGAGGGCAAAGUUCCCCAUGGAGAUCUUGUGUCAUGCUGCUUCCUUCCUGCAGAUACUUGGACGUCUGGCCGGGUCCUCGCAGUCCAGGCCGGUGGCGGUGCGGGCGACAUAUACUGCCUACCAAAUCUGGCUUGCGAGGAACGCUUUGAUGUUUGGAGAGACUGUUCCCCCUCAGAGGGUGGUGGUGGAGAGAGCGCGGCUUUUGGCGAUGGAGGUCCUUCAGGCGACCCACUUGGAUGGAUCCUUGAUAGCUCGGGACACCUGGGGCUCUACAUCUGCUCGUGGAGCACCCCGCAUGGUGUUUUUCACCUGGGAGCCCCCACCCCCGAGUUUUCUCAAGGUUAACUUCGAUGGUUCCAUCUUGCAAGGCGGUGAGAGGGGAGGUGUGGGCUUCGUUGUUAGGGGCCCGAACUCUAGUGUGAUUGCUGCUGGAGGUUUCCAGCCUUUUGAUAUAUCGGUGCCAGGGGCGGAGUUGAGGGCAGCCUGGGCAGGUUUGAGGUAUGUGCGUCGUGCAUUGCAGGCUAGAGAUGUUCUCCUGGAGGGCGACUCCGUGAUAGUCAUUGGAUGGCUAUCACAGGCUUCAGGCGGGGUAGGCGAUUACCAUCCAUUGGUGAGAGAUAUCCGGUCCAUGGGGUGUGAUGAGAUGGUUGUUCAAGUGAGAUAUAUGUUUAGGGAGGCAAAUGGGGCGGCGGACUGGGUCGCCUCCUCUGUUGCCAACCACUCAGGGGACCACCUAUGGGUGGGAGAGGCGGAGUUGCCCAGGGCCCUCCAUGAUGUUUUGCUUUUUGAUUUUCUUGGCUGUAUUCAUACACGUUAUGCAUGA